Messenger RNA from Ipomoea nil (Japanese morning glory), 678 nucleotides. RefSeq names its product methyltransferase-like protein 23. Bases 1 to 678 code for a protein of 225 amino acids. Lineage: Eukaryota; Viridiplantae; Streptophyta; Magnoliopsida; Solanales; Convolvulaceae. The record is from RefSeq and is a predicted model, not a curated record. The transcript has a single exon.
AUGAGCAUUAAAGAAAUAUAUAUAUUCGGAAACAAGCUGGUGAUAUACGAGCUCGACGACGUCUGCGAUUCGGUUUCCGGCCGAGCACUCACCGGCUCCUGGAUAUGGGACUCCGCAUUGUUGCUUUCCAACUGGAUCGCAACUCACCGGCAAACCUUCGAAUUCGCCGGAAAAACCGUGCUCGAGCUCGGCGCGGGAACGGGGCUACCAGGCAUGACGGCGGCGAGGCUCGGCGCGAAACGAGUCAUCCUGACGGAUAUAGAGCCGUUGGUUCCCGGGCUGAGGAAGAGCGUGGAGGCAAACGGGUUGGGGGAGCGAGUUUGGGUGAGUCGGCUGGUUUGGGGGUGCGAUGAGUUGCCGAGUCGACUCGUUGAGUCGGGAGAAGUGGACGCGGUGCUCAUGUCGGAUGUGUUAUUCGACGCGGAGGAGAUGGCGGGGCUGGCGAAGACACUGAAGGAGGUUUGUGGGGAAGGGACGAAAGUGUGGGCGGCGACGGAGGUGAGGGAAUCGACGAGUGACUGCCUCGCCGAGUUGGAGGAGGAAGGAUUCGGAAUCGUUGAACUGCCGAGUCAACUCGGAGGAGAAUCGCUCGACUGUUUUGAUAACUUUGCAGUUUUUCAAUUGAUCCCGCCAAAACAAACACAGUUUGAAGAUCACUCAGCACAAAUGGAAGAAUAG